AGAUGGGAAAAACUCGCGGCGUGAACGUAGCCGCCAUUUUACAUCCUCCAGAGUGAAAGAGUGGAGCCGGAGCAGCGGCGGGGAUUUCGACUCUUUUUUCUCUUCACGUUUCCCUCCCAUUCAGUACAGUUCAGUGGUCUAUCAUCAGAUCUGGAGACAUGGCCACAGAGCAUAUAAAUGGCAACGGUACUGAAGAACCAAUGGAGACCACUGCUGCAGUUACCCAUUCAGAGCACUUCCAGACUUUAUUAGACGCUGGUUUACCAAAAAAAGUUGCAGAAAAACUAGACGAAAUUUACAUAGCAGGGUUGGUAUCACACAGUGACCUAGAUGACCGCGCAAUCGAAGCCUUGAAGGAAUUCAACGAGGAGGGUGCCCUGCAAGUACUACUGCAGUUUAAGGAUAGCGAUCUCUCACAUGUUCAGAACAAAAGUGCCUUUCUGUGUGGAGUGAUGAAGACAUACAGACAGAGGGAGAAGCAGGGGACCAAAGUGUCAGAAUCCAGUAAAGGACCAGAUGAAGCUAAAAUAAAAGCUCUUCUUGAGAGAACUGGUUACACGCUUGAUGUAACAACAGGUCAGAGGAAAUAUGGUGGUCCACCUCCAGAGUCUACCCACUCAGGAGCACAGCCCACCAUUGGCACAGAGAUAUUUGUGGGGAAAAUCCCGAGGGAUCUCUUUGAGGAUGAGCUGGUCCCCCUGUUUGAAAAGGCAGGUCCCAUCUGGGACCUGCGUCUGAUGAUGGACCCACUCAGUGGCCUGAACAGAGGCUAUGCCUUUGUCACCUUCUGCACUAAAGAGUCUGCCCAGGCGGCAGUUAAGCUGUGUAACAAUAGUGAAAUCCGACCUGGCAAACACAUUGGCGUGUGCAUCUCUGUGGCCAAUAACAGACUGUUUGUCGGCUCCAUCCCGAAGAGCAAAACAAAAGAACAGAUUGUGGAGGAGUUCGCAAAAGUCACCGAGGGUCUUAAUGAUGUCAUCCUGUACCAUCAGCCAGACGAUAAGAAGAAGAAUAGGGGCUUCUGCUUCCUGGAGUAUGAAGACCACAAGACGGCCGCACAGGCACGGCGCAGGCUCAUGAGCGGCAAGGUCAAGGUCUGGGGCAACGUGGUGACUGUGGAGUGGGCGGAUCCUAUUGAGGAUCCUGACCCUGAGGUCAUGGCCAAGGUCAAGGUAUUAUUUGUGCGAAACCUGGCAAGUACUGUAACAGAAGAUAUACUUGAAAAGACAUUCAGCCAGUUUGGUAAACUGGAACGGGUGAAGAAGCUGAAAGACUACGCCUUCAUCCACUUUGAGGAGAGAGAAGGAGCCGUGAAGGCACUUGCUGACAUGAAUGGCAAGGAGCUGGAGGGAGAACAGAUCGAAAUUGUUUUCGCCAAGCCCCCAGACCAGAAAAGGAAAGAGCGCAAGGCGCAGAGACAAGCAGCCAAGACACAGAUGUAUGAUGACUAUUAUUACUAUGGUCCCCCACACAUGCCUCCCCCAACGAGAGGCAGAGGACGGGGUGGACGAGGAGGCUACUCCUACCCCCAUGACUACUACGGUUACGAAGACUAUUACGAUUACUAUGGCUAUGACUAUCACAACUACCGCGGUGGCUAUGAGGACCCCUACUAUGGCUAUGACGACUUCCAAGCCACAGGUCGGGGCAGAGGAGGGCGGGGUGCCCGCGGGCCCUCCAUGUCCCGGGGUCGAGGAGCCACUGCCACGCCCAGGGGAAGGUCCACCUACUCCCAGCGCGGAGGUCCUGGAACCAGCAGAGGAGCACGUGGCUCCAGGGGAGGGUCCCAGCAGAGAGGCCGUGUGGCCCCAUGUGGAAGGAAUGGACCAAAGGGAAAAGGGGUCGAGGCUGGUCCUGACCAGUUACUAUGAAGACUGACUUGUUACAUGGGGUUACACCGGAAGCUGCCAAUGAUAUGAUGGUAAGGUCGACGCAAUGGUCCAAUGAUAUUCCAGCCUUACAGAAGCAUAUCUCCCAUACUGCCACCCUACGAAUCAACGGAAAUUCAGAAAGCAACAUGCUUGGACUUACUCUACUCAUUGAUGGAAGCCUAGCAUUUAAAACAUUAUAUAUAAACAUGCCACCCUCUGUCAAAUGCCCCAACGCCCCCAAGGAUGCCAUUUUAAAUCAUUGAAGUUCAGUUAUCCUAAAGGAUACUGAAAUGUCAAAUGAAUUUUGCACUUUUUGUUUUUAAAAGUUUUUAAGUUUGAAGUGGCUCAAAGGAGCUUGAUGCUAUUGUAUAUUUUUGUGCUAAUUGCAAUUUUAUUGUCCGAAAUAUCCAUGUUGAUCAAAAUUGAUACAAAUUUUAAGAAAGAAAAUAGGUAAUUAAAAUCUGCAGGUUUUUGGUGUAACCACCUUGCAUGGAUAAGUCAGGCAUUCCAGGAAAGUGGUUCUUUUCAGAACUUGUCUUUAAAGGGUUGGUGUACUACCUCAGUACAGAGGAUUCAACUACCCUGCCUGUACUGUAAAUAGGGAAACUUAUAUUGAUGAAAGCAAGGCUUGUUUACCAUUUAAAUAUGCACAAAGGCAGCAGCCAGGCAGAUGUACUUAAUGUAAUAUAGUCAUUUAGCUGUUGCCCUGACACUGCGAACAGUCUAACUGGGCAUGCAAAAUCUCAUAUGAUGAGCCUAAACAAGCCUUGCUUUCAUCGUAUUUUUGAACUGAAUUAGCUGCCUUGCUUGUUCAGCUGUAGUUACUGGUGUAUGAUUGUAUAAUAGUUUGGAAUAAGAUGUUACUUUUUUUGUAAUGGCUUGAACAUCACAAAGGCAUCUGAGUGCUUUUGAAAAAAGCCCUGCAGUGUCCCUUUUCUCCUCAGCCAGACAGGUUUUUACUUUUGGAUUUUAUUUUACGUUUUCCUACUUAGCAGUGGAGCAUUGUGAGGGUCACAACAACCAAUUAUGUCCAGUACCAUUAAAUCAUCCCUGUGUGUUGAGGUUUGAAAAUCUUAAUCAUGAACAACUGGUAAACACACCCACGCCUAAGCCAACUGCCUUUUGGUUUGUAUUGGACCGACAAGAGGCCUGAGUUUUUGCCUUGGGUUUAAUACAGGCCUGAUUCAGUUGACUGGUAAGGUGUAGGGUCAUUCAAUGGAAAAAGGGAUGCUGCAGCUAUGGUUUCUAUUCCAUGUUCUUUAGCCAAAAAGGAAGACUGAACCAUACACCCGGUUUUGUACACAGGUAUUAACUCCCUCUCAAUAAAGCUGUAUCCAUACAACCUUUUGAAAAAGAUGUUAGCAGUUUUAAACUAUUGUUGGUGGCCAACAACGUUUUUGCAUUCCUGCAAAUAAAUGUUUUAUACUGUAAAAUGAGGUUGAGUGUAACUUAUUUUUGUAAUAAAGUUGUUUGAUUUUUA
This is a messenger RNA of Alosa alosa (allis shad), 3351 nucleotides long. Its product is annotated as heterogeneous nuclear ribonucleoprotein Q-like. Gene Ontology annotation, biological process: CRD-mediated mRNA stabilization. The coding region runs from base 159 to 1871 and encodes 570 amino acids. NCBI's taxonomy places the organism in Eukaryota, Metazoa, Chordata, Actinopteri, Clupeiformes, Clupeidae. The record is from RefSeq and is a predicted model, not a curated record. Gene Ontology annotation, molecular function: mRNA 5'-UTR binding. Gene Ontology annotation, cellular component: ribonucleoprotein complex; CRD-mediated mRNA stability complex; nucleus. The transcript has 13 exons.